AUGUCGUCAAGCAAUGCUGGGUCUCGAUUAUUUGGUGACGAAGAUCCUUUUAUCAUUGUGAAUUCAGAUGAGGAUGUUACUGUUACUGCCGCCCCUCAGAAGAAAAAGAAGAAAAAGAUCGUGAAGGUGGGCGAUAGGGCAAAGUCCAAGAAGGCCAAGACGGAUGUGACCUUGAAGGAAACCGCACAGCCGAGCGUCGAGACGGUGCCCCUUGUCACCGAGUCUGUUCAGAAAACUAUGCCGAAAGCAGGGCCAAGCAUAGUUCCUCCGGUGGUAGAGAAGGGGAAGGGCCCUCUCGAGGGGGAGGCCAUAGUCCUGCCUCCUCAACUGUUCGAGGGAGGCUCGUCUGUAGCAGUUCACACCUUCAGCAACCCGCCGUCAAUCGAGUGUCCUAUUCUCGAGGAAUUCACUGCCCAGCUGAAUGAAGCUGACAGCUUGAGACUGAUAAGUGCGGCCUCGAUGGCCUACUUAGUGCAGCUGAGGAAACUUCGAGAAAACUUGGCUACCGCUCGGGCAGAAAGGGACGAGGCGUUAUUCGAGGUGGUUAGCCUCGAGGAGAAGGCUCGCCAAGUUCAGGCCAAGGAGGCUGAAGUUUUCGAGGUGCAGGCCAAAUAUGAUGAGCUCAACGAGAAAAUGAAGUCGUUUGCCAGCCUGCAUAUUUCCAAGGAAGAACUUCACCAUUGGUGCACCGCUUUCAUGUAUAGAAUGAUGUCCACAGGGGGGAUGGCUGCAGCCCUCGAGGAGGUGAAUUUGGUUGCUACCAAGUGUGCUCCUGAUGAAGGACCCAAAGAAAACCAUGCACCAAGCCAUGGUGAAGGUCUUGACAAGGUUGAGCCUCGAGCAGCUUCCUCUGUGGGGAGCUUUGAUCGGCGCCAUGUCCAAAAUGAGUUCCCCUGCGGAGAUUGCCUCGUUUCAGGCGACACUCCUGCUGUCCUGGCCAAGGGUCCAAACGAGGAGGACCCUAUAACCGAGGUACCUGACGAGUAUAUGGGUAUCGAGCUCGAGGACGCUGAUGAGGAAACCGAGGAAGACGUUGCUGAUACCGGCCACUCCGGAGUUCAGAGAACCGCCGAGGAUGCCUCCCAGGCCCCUUCCAAAGACCCUUCCAAUGACCCCCUCCAAGGCAAUGAUGUUGAAAGUUGGACCGUUCACCGCGUUCACCACAUGGUGUUGUCAGAGGAGCAAUCGAGGGAGUUCCCAUUAUAUUCCAUGAUUAGCGGGAUUUUGAGAAGUCGUGCAGAUGUGCACAGCCUCAAGACGGUGGCGCAUUUGGAGAAUGACCUACUCGAUGCCAUGAGGACGCACAAUGUGAAGGUUAACCAGCAUCUGAUAAAUGAGAUUAAGGGACUUCGCGAGGAGAUGCAGCGUCGAGAGGUUCAAAGCCUGAAAGACCACAGUGAUUCUGUGACUUUCGAAGCCGAGAUCCAUGACGAGCUGGUGACCAUGGAGAAGGAAAAUGCUCGGGUCAGGGCAAGACAGCAGAUUACUGUGUCUCCCUGGUUUCUCGAGAAGCACCAGGUGUUAGCCCGAGUCCAGCACAUAAUUAUGGUCAGGACUCAUCGAUUUAUCGAGCCAUGGAUAUAUUGA
Molecule: messenger RNA, 1587 nt
Organism: Oldenlandia corymbosa var. corymbosa
Lineage: Eukaryota; Viridiplantae; Streptophyta; Magnoliopsida; Gentianales; Rubiaceae
Source: the annotation of a GenBank genome assembly